AUGGAACCCGAAGAAAUGAGAACACCAAUAUCAAGAUCCUCUCACCCCACCUCGCAAGUACAAGAUAUCGAGAUGUAUGAACAUUCCCCAACCCGAAGCGAAGAGGGAGUUGCUCCACCGCAUGCUGUAAACAUCACACCGCGUUGGAACGAAUCGAAGACUACAAUAUGGAAGGUGACCGCUACAUGUUGGUGCAUGCUCGUAAUGGGAGCUAAUGAUGCAUCAUACGGAGCGAUAAUACCAUAUCUUGAACUAUAUUACCGAAAAAGCUACACGGUUAUCUCACUAGUAUUCCUCGCUCCCUUUGCAGGGUACAUAAUAUCUGCCAUCCUCAGUAAUUUGAUCCAUCUUCAGCUCGGCCGGAAAGGUGUCGCCAUUAUUGGUCCCGGAUGCCAUUUACUUGCCUUCGCAAUCAUCUCCAUCCAUCCCCCAUUCCCGGUUCUUGUGAUGAUGUACUUGGUUAUCGGAUUUGCAAGUGGUAUUCAAAAUGCAGCAUGGAAUGUAUGGGUCGAAAACAUGGCAAAUCCUCAUGAGGUUCUUGGAGUCCUUCCCGGAUUCUACGGCGUGGGAGCUACAUGCAGUCCUCUCAUCGCUACAACCGUGAUUACUAAAGCUGGAUGGGAAUGGUUCUCUUUUUAUUAUCUGAUGGUCGGUGCGGCCGCCAUGGCACUUUUCUAUACUGUAGGUGCUUUUUGGAGCGAAACAGGCUCAAAGUACAAGCAAGAAAACCCCAAUCUUCCCAACAGGAGCGCACUCUCUCAAACACGCCAUGCCUUAACUUACAGUGUAACAUGGACGAGCGCCAUGUUUCUCUUUCUCUACGGCGGCAUUGAAGUGGGUAUAGGGGGAUGGAUAGUCGUCUUCAUGACGUACGUCCGCAAUGGUAGCGCAUUUGCGCCUGGAAUGACGGAAACGGGCUUCUCGCUCGGCAUCACAUUGGGCAGGCUCGUUCCUUAUUUUAUUCUUUCUGCCUUUGCUGUAUCCUUGAUCGGGUUUUUCACGGGGACAAUCUUCCCAGGAGUUGUGGUGGUGACGACUCGCCUAUUGCCCAAAAAUGUUCACGUUGCUGCUAUCAGUUUUACUACUGCUCUGUCGAUGGGUGGGGGGUCUGUUUUCCCAUUCAUGAUUGGUGCUAUCUCGCAGGCAAAGGGAGUCAACAUUCUACAACCUAUUAUCCUGGCAAUGCUCAGCGCGGCGCUACUAAUCUGGUUAGGGCUGCUACGUUUUUCAAAGUAG
Talaromyces marneffei is the source of this 1236-nucleotide messenger RNA. RefSeq lists its product as uncharacterized. Gene Ontology annotation, cellular component: membrane. Lineage: Eukaryota; Fungi; Ascomycota; Eurotiomycetes; Eurotiales; Trichocomaceae. The record is from RefSeq and is a predicted model, not a curated record. The coding region runs from base 1 to 1236 and encodes 411 amino acids. The transcript has 4 exons. Gene Ontology annotation, biological process: transmembrane transport. Gene Ontology annotation, molecular function: transmembrane transporter activity.